ACCUCAAACUUCCACAACAAUAGAAGCAACUAUGGGUACAGCAAGUAGUACAAUAGCUGAAACAUCAAAAUCAGAAACAUCAACAACAGUUGAAACAACUUCGGGUACCCCAAGUAGUACAAUAGCUGAAACAACAAUUAAACCACAAACUUCCAUAACAAUUGAAAAAACUACGGAUACCCAUAGUACAACUGCUGCUGAAACAACCACAAAACCUCAAUUUUCCACAGCAAUAGAAACAACUACUGCUACCCCAAGUAGUACAAUAGCUGCAACAACAACAAAACCGCAGACUUCCAUAGCAAUUCAAACAACUACCGGAACCCCAAGCAGUACAAUAGCUGAAACAACAACACCGGAAACAUCAACAACAAUAGAAAUUACUACAGUUAAUCAAAGUAGUACAAAAGCUGAUGCAACAACAACAACACCUCAAACUUCCACAACAAUAGGAACAACUGCGGGUACCUCAAGUAGUACAAACUCUGAAACAACAAUAACAACACAAACUUCCACAGCAAUUGAAACAACUAAUGCUGCACAACCUACAACUGCUGCUGAAACAACCAAGACACGUCAAAUUUCCACAACAAAAGAAACAAGUACAGAUGCCCAAACUACAACUUCUUUUCAAACAACAAAUCAUGAAACUUCCGCAACCACAGAAAAUACUUUGUCAAUCCAAACUACAACAACAGGCACAACGACAGCAACACCACAAACUUCCACAGCAAUUGAAACAACUACCGGUACCCAAAGUAGUACAAUUGCUGAAACAAUAACAGCAGAAACAUCAACAACGAUAGAAAUAACUUCCUCUACCCAAAGUAGUACAAAAGCUGGAACAACAACACCAGAAACUUCCAUAACAAUUGAAACAACUACCACUACCCAAACUACAAAUGCUGCUGAAACAAUAACAACACCUCAAAUUUCCACAAUAAUAGAAACAACUAUGGGUUCCCAAAGUAGUACAAUAACUGAUGCAGCAACAACAACACCACAAACUUCCACGACAAUUGAAACAACUACAGCUACCCAAACUACAACUUCUGCUGAAACAACAAAACCUGAAACUUCCACAAGCACAGAAAAAACAAUACCUAUCAAAAGCACCACAACAGCUGUAACAACAACAAAACCACAAACUUCCCAAACGAUUGAAACACCUACUGGUGCAAAGUAG
Polypterus senegalus (gray bichir) is the source of this 1186-nucleotide messenger RNA. RefSeq names its product cell wall protein DAN4-like. Bases 32 to 1186 code for a protein of 384 amino acids. NCBI's taxonomy places the organism in Eukaryota, Metazoa, Chordata, Cladistia, Polypteriformes, Polypteridae. The record is from RefSeq and is a predicted model, not a curated record. The transcript has a single exon.